CAACCGACUGAAGCAUUUCCUUCGAGGGGAGGGGAGGGAGGAGAUUGCUCACUCAGUGAGUUACGAAAUGCCGUGUGUUUGUAAGCGGAGUGUGUACUGCUGGUGCCGCGACUGAUCAGAUACUUCGCGUUUUAGUCUUACCAACAUCUGUUUUUUGUUGUAUUUUGUUUUUUAAAGGAUGAAGGUUUAAUCAGAGAAAUGUUUAUUGUGUAAAUCGACAAAACUCAAAAAGUGCCUUCUUUAAAUUGUUGCCGAGGAUCGAGUAUUGAACCUUUCUUCGUUGACGGGUCUGGGGGUUCCCCGAGUCUGUUGACAAGCUGCAGAAGUUGAAGCUCACACUUUAGUGAGGUCUCGACAGGAGUGUGUCUUUGAAAGCCUAGGAGAUGGAUGAUCUGACAACCGCAGCGCCCCACCUUCCACACAUCCUGGAAGUCUGGGCCAUUGUCCUGAUCAUUCUGGCAACCAUCGUCAUAAUGACGUCUCUCAUGGUUUGCCCAGCAAUGUCUGUCAUAAUCUACAGGGUACGGACUGGCCCAACCAGGAAUGAGAUUGUGUGACACGCCACAGCAUGAGGACUGCUCCACGAAAGAAGGAGGAAGUGGGAUUGGAUGAUAACACAGCAUACCGCAUCAGAGCUGAUCCGCUGAAUCCAGAACGAGGUUGUGUGACGACGCAUCCCUGUGAAUGGACUCUCCCAAUCACCACAUUGUGAACUGGGACUAUGGCUAAUCCAACGGCAUUGAAUCUAGCCUAGUUGUUUAUUUGAUUUUGUUAUAUUCCCAGCGUGUACAAAUUGCUGUCCUGGACUGAGAUGUGAUAUUACACAAUGCAAGGACCAAUUCAACCUUGAACCAGACUUGAACAGAACAGUACCGAAUACAGAGAAGGGAUGGUGCGGCACUGUGGACUGAUCCAGACCCAGGGGACAGUAUUGAACAGUGUAAGAAUGACAGACACACACUGACAAAAACAGACAAAGCUGAAGGAAGCAUAAAUCAUAACUCAUAAAGCUGUGAAUUAAUAUCAAAUGUGUAUUUAAAGACAAAAUCUCAUGUUCAAUAAGCAGCAGCUGCCCCAUGUAUUCUUUACAAUCCAGUCUUUACCCAGGUCAAGCCCACUAACAUGUGUUAAACUGACAGUGUAAGUGAGGAAGCUUGUUUGUUCUUAUGGAUUGGUAAAAUACUAUUAAGCUCUGUCCCAGGUUCAGGCUCAGCUCAUUACAUCCCAGUUGCUCCUGGCAUUAGCUGCAAAAUUUAAUGAGGAAUGUGAUUUUGGCCGUAAUUAUCCCCAUUACAAUGCAUAAUAAUUCCUCUGGCUUCAUAAUAAAGGGCUAAAAAGUUGAUGUAAUAACAUUGUAGCUGCUGUGUAGUUCUUGUAGCUGUAAAAUACCGUCAGUGAAAAGAGGGAGCAACGGUUAUGUUAAAUUUAUUGUCCGGGCACACGCUAUGUGCUAAUAUGAGAUCUCGCUCUCAGUAUGUGCAGUAAACAAGUCAGGCUUACUGGCAACUACAGCUCUAAACAGGAAGCAUGCGUUGUGUGACGUUAUAAAAACAGACCCUAAAAAAAACACAAACUCAAGUUCCUCCUCCCACACAGGGCCUUGACAGCGUUUCUAAUUUGGGAGUAGAAAACCACAGUCCCAGUGUCUCAGGAUUACAGUUCGCAGAACCCAGGCCACAGGGAAAAGAACACUGUGCCAGUUCCAAAAUCAAUUUUCAAUUCUAAUUCCAGUUCCAAUUCUCUUUCAAUCAGUUCCAACAUAUUCUGUUAAAAUGUGCUUCUCACAGUGGCAAAUUACUUCAAUUGAAGUCACUCUUAGUCAGUUAAAUUGGCUCAAAUGAAAGCAAUUGCAACAAUUAUUACGUCUCUAAAAUGCCAAUUCCAAUUCCUUUGAAGGAACUGGAAAUGGUUUUAAAAAGGCAUUGGGAAUGGAACUGAUAAAAAGGAAUUGUAUAUGGAUAAUUUAUGUGUCCAUCCCCUGGGGUUUUAUGUUUCUCAAAUAUGCAGUUAACUUGAUGAGGCAAUUUCUCACUGAUGUGUAGCAUCGCCUGGAAAAGCCACACCUAGUUUGAAGUUAGAUUUCUAAUAAAACCUGUAAAGCACGGUAUCCCUUCCCAAACCCCAGUGCAAAAGCACACUGUUGGUUUUGUUACUAUGGUGACACAGUGUAUCUGCUAAUUAAGGCUUGUUUUGUGUUGCGCAAAAACAUCUGGAAUAUAGAAGCCUGAAUCUUUUUCUGUCUUUAAUUCUAAUCUGGGGUGUUAUUCUUUUGUUUAGAGAUUGUCUUAAAAGUAUAACAGUGGACCUAGUGACAGGGUUGGCAGUAUAAUUGAGAAAGCAGGCACUGUCCUGAAAAACGAAGCUAAGAAUUCCCUGAGGGGAGGGGAGCUAGCUGCAGCUAAGGCAGCUUCCAAUUGCCUGUGCCUGGAGUCAACUUGAAGUUAAAAUGUCUCUGAAGAGAUUACUAAAAACCUUGUUGAUACCAGGCUGCCAGGUUAUUUCACUGCAUACUGCAUAUUGAUUUUUAUAUCAAACCACAAGCAGCGUGCCAAGGCAAUGGGAAAUAAUUGAGUGUUCGUCACUAACCGCAACACGACACCGAGAAGCCUGUCUGUGUUUGACGUGCCUGCGCUGCAGGCUCCAUUACUCAUUCCUGAGGCAGCGGGUUGAUUUGGAGUUCAUUCCAGAGCCCGGGAAUCAGUUCCUGUGAGGCAUAGGGGACAAACAGGGCUAGAGGACAGAACAAGACUGUCAGCAAUGAAGCAAGACUGGGGUGCCCCAGCCUGGAGGGAGUAGCCUUGAUGCUAAGACAGUUUCAGCAGCACACACCCCAUUUGUGUCAAACCUCUUUUAUGCAGAUUUGCACUUUUUGUGCUUGUUAAUGGUGGAAGGGUGAUAAGAAAGAAAGAAAUACUAGUCAGACUGCAAUGUCUUGGUUGAAGUUGCAAAUGGUUGGUGAAUAAUUAGGCAUUGAGAUGAGAGUCUUAUCACGAUGCACUCUGUGAGCCUGAGAAACCAGCUUUUUGUUCAGUUCUUGGAAAGCUCAAGGGUCUUAUCGGGCCCUUUGCUGUAAUUCUGUUAAUUUGUAACACAAGACUGAUGUCACCAGAUACUCAUAGUAAGGGUUUUCUUAUCACUGUUCUACUUUCCCACUCCAUCCUCUGCUGGGUCAUUUCCUGUUGACCUCACCCGUGGUUAGAACUUGCAGUUCCCAAAUAAGAGUCUCAAUGACUGGCCAAAAAAAAAGAAAGCGAUCCUCCUGCUUCGUAAAUUAAACAAACAAAAAAAAUGUAAAUAUAGUAUGAAGUCCUUUAAUUUAAUAUACAGGGCUGGAAUAAGAACAUAAGAAAGUUUACAAACCAGAGGAGGCCAUUUGGCCCAUCUUGCUUGUUUGGUUGUAAGUAGCUUAGUGAUCCCAGAAUCUCAUCAAGCAGCUGCUUCUUUUUUUUUUUUUUUUUUUUUUAAAUAAAUUUAGUCGUUGCCAAUUAUUUUUU
This is a messenger RNA of Acipenser ruthenus (sterlet), 3494 nucleotides long. RefSeq names its product small integral membrane protein 3-like. The record is from RefSeq and is a predicted model, not a curated record. Bases 384 to 557 code for a protein of 57 amino acids. NCBI's taxonomy places the organism in Eukaryota, Metazoa, Chordata, Actinopteri, Acipenseriformes, Acipenseridae. The transcript is spliced from 2 exons.